Molecule: messenger RNA, 3192 nt
Organism: Arachis stenosperma
Lineage: Eukaryota; Viridiplantae; Streptophyta; Magnoliopsida; Fabales; Fabaceae
Product: gamma-tubulin complex component 3
Exons: 3
Coding region: 30-2588 (852 amino acids)
Biological process (GO): microtubule nucleation; cytoplasmic microtubule organization; meiotic cell cycle
Cellular component (GO): gamma-tubulin small complex; centrosome; spindle pole
Molecular function (GO): microtubule minus-end binding; gamma-tubulin binding
Source: RefSeq, a predicted model, not a curated record
UUCACUUCACACUGCACCCCCAGCAAAAGAUGGAGGACGAAGAAGACCAGCAGAAGGUUUCAGAUCUGGUGCGGGAACUCGUAAUCCGCCUCCUCUCCUCCCCCGCCGACGACGGCUCCGCCACCACCAACUCCAAGCCCAACCUUAACUCCCCUCACUUCGUCAACUCCCUCCGCUACGCCCAACGCAUCCUCUGCAGCCGCCUCACCCCCUCCGUCGCCCCCGACGCCGCUGCCAUCGCUGACUCCGUGAAGCGCCGCCUCGCCUCCCACGGAAGCUCCUCCCUCGCUCUCUCCUUCGCCGACCUCUUCGCCAAGUUCUCCUCCAAGACCGGCCCUGGCAGCGUUAACAACAAGUGGGCCGUCAUCUACCUCCUCAAGAUCAUCUCCGAGGAUAGCAAGGGUGCGAAGUCCCAGUAUUGCCCUUCUAACCUCUUGCCCAAUUUGUCCCUCUCCAACGACGCCGAUUUUGGUAAGGGUAAGGGUUCUUCUUCUGUUAAGCCUUUGGGGGAUAAUAACAAAAAGGGAUGGGAUAACGGGGUUCUAUUGGUUUCAAAGGAUCCCGAGAAUAGGCGCGAGCUUGCGUUUAGAGAAUUUGUCACUUUGGUUAGGGAAGAGAAUGAGGUUUCUGAAGAGGUUUUGGUUAGGGAUGUGUUGUAUGCUUGCCAAGGGGUUGAUGGGAAGUAUGUUAAAUUCGAUGGUGGUAGUGAUGGCGCUGGGUAUGUGUUAUCAGAUUCGAUUAGGGUGCCUAGAGCUACUAGGAUUAUGGUUCAUAAGCUUUGUGAAUUGGGCAGGUUGUUUAGGAAGGUUACUGGGUAUAUUGCGCAGAGUAUGGAUCGGUUUCCCGCCGAAGACGUAGGUACUGUUGGGCAGGCUUUGUGUUCUGCAUUGCAGGAUGAGCUUACUGAGUAUUAUAAGUUGCUAGCUGUGCUUGAGGCGCAGUCUUCGAAUCCGAUUCCUUUGGUAUCCGAAACUGCUAGCUCAGGAAAUUAUCUUUCAUUGAGGAGGUUGGCUGUUUGGAUUGCAGAACCAAUGGUGAAGAUGACGUUGAUGGCUGAUUUGGUUGACAAGUGCAGGGUUCUGAAGGGCGGUGCAAUGGCCAGUGCAAUUCAUUUGCAUGCCCGACAUGGCGAUCCUCUGGUUCAUGAGUUCAUGAGGAGGUUGCUGCAGAGAGUGUGUGCACCUCUGUUUGAGAUGGUGAAAAGGUGGGUUCAGGAAGGGGAGUUGGAGGAUAUAUUUGCAGAGUUUUUUAUUGUGGGGCAAGAGGUGAAAGCUGAGUCUCUUUGGCGUGAAGGUUAUAGGCUCAACCACUCGAUGCUUCCUUCAUUCAUUUCACCCUCGCUUGCACAGCGUAUUUUGAGGACUGGGAAGUCCAUCAAUUUCCUUCGGGUGUGCUGUGAUGAUCGCAGUUGGGCUGAUGCAGCAACCAGAGUUGCCACUGAUAUAGGGGUGACAGCAAGAAGAGGGGGUUUUGGGUACGGUGAAACUGAUACCCUUGAGUCACUAGUUGAUGAAGCUGCAAAGAGAAUCGAUAAGCAUCUGUUGGAUGUAAUUUACAGACGGUACAAAUUCAAAGAACACUGCCUUGCAAUUAAGCGGUAUUUAUUACUUGGUCAAGGUGAUUUUGUGCAAUAUCUAAUGGACAUUGUUGGGCCUGAUCUUUCUGAGCCAGCAAACACGAUAAGCUCUUUCAAACUCUCUGGACUGUUGGAAACUGCAGUUCGGGCAUCCAAUGCUCAGUAUGAUGAUCGUGACAUGUUGGAUAGGCUCAGGGUCAAAAUGAUGCCGCAUGAAAGCGGUGACAGGGGCUGGGAUGUAUUUUCACUGGAAUAUGAUGCAAGAGUUCCGUUGGACACUGUGUUCACGGAGUCUGUGAUGGCAAAGUAUUUAAGAAUUUUUAACUUUUUGUGGAAGCUUAGAAGAGUUGAACAUGCACUUACCGGUGCCUGGAAGACCAUGAAACCAAACUGCAUCAGUUAUCAUUCCUUUACCAGAUUGCAAAGUGCAGUAAAGAAGGAGUUGGAUUCAACAUUGAGGCGCUGCCAGGUUCUAUGGGUUGAAAUUAAUCACUUCAUUUCAAAUUUGCAAUAUUAUAUAAUGUUCGAAGUCUUGGAAGUAUCAUGGUCAAACUUCUUAAGUGAGAUGGAUGUAGCCAAGGAUCUUGAUGAUCUACUUGCAGCUCAUGACACAUAUCUAGAUUCCAUUGUAGAGAAAUCCCUUCUUGGUGAGCUCUCCCAAUCGCUUUACAAGUCAUUAUUAGUGAUAUUUGACCUUAUACUACGUUUUCGGAGCCAUGCGGAUCGGCUGUAUGAAGGUAUUCAGGAGUUGCAAGCAAGAAUCACAAGAUCUUCCCAAUCCUCUUCUGAACAAGGAUCCUGGACUGCUGAUGGAAGGAAAGCCCUAACACAACGUGCUGGCGAAUUUCUUCGAAAUAUGGGACAUGAUCUGGAGGAGAUUUCAAAAGAGUAUUCGUCAUUGCAAGAGGAAUUCAUAUCUCAGUUCCCUGUACAGAAGCAUGUUGAUCUAAAGUUUCUCUUUUUCCGUCUCGAUUUCAAUGAAUUUUAUAGGCGGGUGUCUCCUAGCUCAUAAGUAACUUGUGAAUAAGGCUGAGGAUCAAGUUGAAGCAUUAUUACUUCAAGAAGAUGAUGAACUAUCAAUGCUCUGCAAGCAGCUAACCACCAUUCUGUUUUUGAGUGGAAUGAUUCUAUUGGUCUUGGUACUAACUUCCUUCUAGACCAACUCUUCCAUGGGUCAUUAUUUGACUAUAGAGUCCAGAUGACCAAUUGUUGUGGUUUGGAAGGUGGUUUGUGGCGGAUGUGAAGCUACUAAUAUUCUGAUUGGAUGCUUACUGUGAGUAGUACACACGUAAGUGUCUGAAUAUCUGAUUAUUUGAUUCGUGUUUCAGCGGCUUUUGUAGGCUGUGCUUUCCGGAUAGUGUUUUAUGUGUAUCUUUGAUUUUUACCGGCUGAAUGAAAUAUGGGUGUCUGAAAAUCUUAUUUCUGCAUUUUCUUGAACUACUUCUGGUUUACUAUCUCUCCUCACUCUGCAGUGUGCUUGAAUUUUCGCUCUGUGGCAAUAAAAAUGAAGCCAUGGGUGACUCAAGCAUCAAGAUGCUUACAUUAUUAUUCAAUGCACUUUAUAUGCGUGUAACUUUGUAAGCUAAUGAAGGUGCUCCAUUUUGAUUUUGUAUAAA